CAGACGUUGACGAAUGUGAACAACGCGGAGUGAAGGCCUGUGGAAGAGAGGCAGACUGCCAUAACACGGUGGGGAGCUACUACUGCACAUGCAACCAAGGAUACAGGCUUGCUUCUGGGGCAGCAAAGUUCAGUGAUGCAAGUGAGAACACGUGUCAAGACAUGGACGAAUGUCUGAACCCCAGAAUCUGUAAAAGCCACAAGUGUGUCAACACCCAUGGCAGCUACACCUGCACGUGCCCACCAGGAUUUGAGCUCAACCUGGAGGACCCGAAGCUGUGCAAAGAUGUGAAUGAAUGUACCUCGGGGCAAAACCCCUGCCACAAAACCACCCACUGCCUCAACAAUGUGGGCAGCUAUAAGUGCUGCUGCCGCCGUGGCUGGAAGCCGAUUCCUGGGUCCCCCAAUGGCCCGAACAACACCGUCUGUGAAGAUGUGAAUGAAUGUACCUCAGGAGAACAUAUCUGCCACAAUUCAACCCAAUGCAACAACACCAAGGGCAGCUAUGAGUGCCGCUGCCGCCCUGGCUGGAAGCCCAUUCCUGGGUCUCCCAAUGGCCCAAACAACACCGUCUGUGAACAAGGUUCGGAGUUCAGAUCCCACAUUCCCAAAGACCCACAGCUCAAGCCACCUGAUCAUGUAUUCACGGGCACCACACAAACCCAGCACAAUGAAUGCUGGGGGUGCCCUGCUGGGCCAGGCUUCCAUUCUUUGAGACUAAAUGGGAAAAGAUCUGGGGGUCCUGCAGAAGGAGCUGGGGUACCAAGGGGAAGGCUCCUUGGGGACCCCAGGCAGCAGCUAAUUACUAACUGGGACAAAGGUAUCUAAUAUCUCACAACCUGUACCUCUGUGGGGGCUGACCUGCUGUGGGUCAGGCCUCUGCACACUUCCCAUAACCCCUGUGUCUGCCACUCAGGGAUGUGCCGUCAGCAGGUGUCAUCACCUCCA
This is a messenger RNA of Myotis lucifugus (little brown bat), 947 nucleotides long. Its product is annotated as adhesion G protein-coupled receptor E2-like. The transcript is spliced from 4 exons. The record is from RefSeq and is a predicted model, not a curated record. Gene Ontology annotation, molecular function: calcium ion binding. Bases 162 to 827 code for a protein of 221 amino acids. NCBI's taxonomy places the organism in Eukaryota, Metazoa, Chordata, Mammalia, Chiroptera, Vespertilionidae.